AUUUGUUUGAAAGUUAGUUGAAUUAAUUGUUUAACAAUUCGUAACAAUUAAUUCAUAAUAAUUAUGCGACACUUAAUUCAUAUGUUUAUAAUUUGCGUUUCUUUACUGUUUACAGUAGUUUACGGCAAAUGUGGAUACGAUUCCUGUCCUGCUUUAGACAACAAUAAACUAAAUAUACAUUUUAUACCUCACAGUCACGAUGAUGUCGGUUGGAUGACCACACCUGAUGGUUAUUACGAUGGAUCCACUCGAGCUAUCAUUACAAAUGUUGUGAAGGCAUUGGAUGCCAACCCAGAGCGUCGGUUCACUCAAGUGGAGAUCUAUUUCUUCAACAGAUGGUGGAGGGAACAGACACAACAAGUCAGAGAUUUGACUCAAAAAUUGGUGAAUGAGGGAAGGCUGGUAUUUACCAAUGGUGGCUGGACUGUCAAUGAUGAGGGUGCCGCUCAUUAUAAUAAUAUUAUUGAUCAAAUGACUUUAGGAUUAAAAUUUUUGAAUACUACAUUUGGGUUAUGUGGUCAUCCUAAAGUAUCCUGGCAAAUUGAUCCAUUUGGGGCAUCACUUGAAAUGCCCUCUCUUUACGCACAAAUGGGUUUCGACGCUCACGUCUACAACAGAGGUCCCACUCAUGGAGAAUAUGUAUGGCACGCAUCCAAAGACUUGGAUCAGCGUAUAUUCACUACAAUAUUGCACAGCCAUUACUCAGCACCCAAUGGAUUCAACUUUGAAAACGGCAAUAACCCAGUGACUGACCAAAAUGUCGGCACCAAAUUGAAUCAAUUGAUUGGAGUGGCUAAACAGUGGAAUCAAGAUUAUGGCAGUGCUAACCAUGUUUUAGUCACAAUGGGUGAUGACUUCCAGUACAAAACAGCUGACAAUUGGUUCAAUAGUAUGGAUAGACUUAUACGUGAAGCCAAAGAACAUCACCCGGAGAUUAAUCUACACUAUUCAACACCCAAUUGUUAUAUCAAAGCUAUAAAUUCAUUGAAUAAAACUUUUGAAGAAAGAGAUGUCGAUUACUUGUCCUAUUGGGUCGGAUAUUAUUCAAACAGACCAUCACUUAAAUAUCAGGAUAGACUCACUAAUAAUAUGCUACAGGCGAGCAAACAGUUGGAAGUGACCACACGAUUAGAUUAUAAAAGAAAUGAUGUUUACUUAGAUGAGGCACGUAAUGAAGUGGCAGUUAUGACACAUCACGACGCUAUCACCGGUACUUCACCGCAGGCCACGGCUGAUGACUAUACCAGUCGAUUGCAAAGCGGUUACACCGCCGGUAAAGCUAUUAUUGAAAAAGCUUACAGUUAUGUUAAACAUAAUACAAAAGAUGCUUCAAAUGAUGUAUUUUGUGAUGUAUUAAAUAUAACGGACUGUAAACUAACCGAAACUAAUGACAAGAUCGCUGUCACCGCUUAUAAUCCAAUCGCCAGAACAAUAGAAAAGAAAAUAAGAGUUCCCAUCACUGAUGGAAACUAUAAUGUCUUUGAAUCUAACGGUCAAAAGGUAUCAAAUGUGGCUUUACUUCCCGUAUCAGAAGCGGUCAAACAAUUGCCCGAACGUAAGGGUAGUCUUAGUACACAUGAGUUGGUAUUUUCGGCUCAAUUACCUGGACUUGGAUUUAAUACAUAUUUCAUAGAAAAAGUUAAUACAUAUAAAAAUAAAAGAUUACUAAAAACAUUAAUAAGAGACAAGACUAAUGUUGAUAUGAAGGGAAAGUCAUUUACAUUACAAGUCGAUGAAACCACUGGUCAACUGAAAUCAAUUACAAUGAAUGGCAAGACUUACAAACUUAAUCAGUCAUUUAAAUGGUAUAAAUCCAUUGGCGGACAAAAAGGUCUCGAAGAUUCCGGUAGUUAUCAAUUCUGUCCGGACGGUAUGGCCAGGGAUUAUCCACAACAGAGUCUCAUAUCAAGACAUACUGAUAAUGGUGUACAUGAACUCAAUCAACAGUUUUCUGAUUAUAUUCACCAAACUGUUCGCACUUAUGAAGACAGAGAUUACAUUGAGUUUGAUUGGACUGUCGGAGGAAUACCUAUUAGUGACAAUUGGGGUAAAGAAAUUAUUACACGUUUUGAGUCCGAUCUCAUGACUGAAGGAGUAUUUUAUACGGACGCAAAUGGCAGACAAACUAUACGUCGAAAGUAUGACCCAAACCACAAGGGAUGUGUCAAUGAUGUUAUCACUGGAAACUGGUUUCCUAUUUAUAGUCAUAUUUCAGUUAAAGAUGAAAAUAAUGGACUUCAAAUGAGUGUUCUUAACGAUCGAACACAAGGAGGUUCAUCACUGAAUAACGGAUCCAUUGAAUUGAUGGUUCAUAGAAGACUCACUUAUAAAGGCCGGGGAGGAGACUUCAAAGUAGAUGAACCGGGAGUCGAUGGCAAAGGAUUAGAAGUCAGAGGAAAACAUUAUUUGUUUUUCAAUACUAUUCAAAAGUCACCGCAAUUAGUAAGAAGUUUAGCGGAGAAACUUUUAUUGCCACCGAUUAUCACAUUCAAUACAUACUCGACUAUUAAUGACUACAAAAUCAAAUAUCAGACCCAAUGGUCACCAAUGGGUCAAUCACUUCCCGAAAACAUUCAUUUAUUAAGUCUUGAAAAUUGGUCACAAAAUCAAGUGUUGCUUCGUUUGGAACACAUAUACGAGUCUUCAGACAAUAAUUUGUUAUCAAAACCAAUAGAUUUGAGUUUAGAUAAUAUAUUCAAAUCAUUCAAUAUUUUAUCGGCAAAUGAAAUGAAUUUAGCGGCGAAUCAGUUGUUGUCACAAACAAAACGAAUGAAUUGGAACUCAAAACACACUUAUUAUGACAAUCGACAUAACAGUGCCAUCGAUGACACUAACAAUCUAACGGUGCGAUUGACUCCACAACAGAUCCGUACUUUUAUUCUUACAAUUGAUAAUAAUUAUCAUAAAGAAGAUGAAUGUACUUACCAUUGGGUAAAUGCUAAACAGUCAUCAAUUCCUACCGAUGCUUAUGUCGCCGGUUAUGAUGUCGACAAAACACCACUUAAUGUGUGUCGUUAUAAAUAUAAAGACGAUAUGAUUGCUGGAAAAGCCGAUAAAAAUCUGGGAUGUGUUUUGACUUAUGGAGGAAAAGAAGUUUACAUUGAAAAUGAUCAAACAUUUGAAGUAUUAAUAGCUAAUAAUGUCCAAUGGGUUCCCCGACAUGGAGAGGACCCGAUACCCGAAGGAGCUCUAAUUGUUGGCACUAAAGGUGAUCCAAAUGCCAAAACAUAUAUCGGUCGGUGUUUUACACAUAACGCAGAAAUACCCGGAAAAGUUGACUAUAAUUUCUAUUAUGGUUUCAGUGGUUACGAACACAAGGAAUGCUCUAAUCAUGAUAUCCUUGUCUGUCAUUAAUUCGU
Oppia nitens is the source of this 3359-nucleotide messenger RNA. Its product is annotated as lysosomal alpha-mannosidase-like. Lineage: Eukaryota; Metazoa; Arthropoda; Arachnida; Sarcoptiformes; Oppiidae. Bases 64 to 3354 code for a protein of 1096 amino acids. Gene Ontology annotation, cellular component: lysosome. The transcript is spliced from 6 exons. Gene Ontology annotation, biological process: mannose metabolic process. The record is from RefSeq and is a predicted model, not a curated record. Gene Ontology annotation, molecular function: alpha-mannosidase activity; carbohydrate binding.